Molecule: messenger RNA, 660 nt
Organism: Phycomyces blakesleeanus NRRL 1555(-)
Lineage: Eukaryota; Fungi; Mucoromycota; Mucoromycetes; Mucorales; Phycomycetaceae
Exons: 6
Coding region: 1-660 (219 amino acids)
Source: RefSeq, a predicted model, not a curated record
AUGUUAUUGCUCGUAUACAACGCUUUGCUGAUGAUAUUCCUCUUCCUCCUGAAUAUACCGUCUUAUUCGAAAAAAGUCGCGUCUGAGUUCCUAUAUAUGAAGGCAGGCGUCGCGCAAGUGCUAUCUGAAUCUCAUAUACCGUGUCUUCAGUGUAUUGAUAAUGGUUAUCAUCCUGCAUUUCCAUUCGGCCUCCCGAUGUUCCAGCAAGUCGUCAACAGCCUAUGGUACAAUGUAAUCGGAACUAAGGCGUCGCCACCAACUACCAUGCCAUUGAAGUUACAACAUUUGAAUACGAUGAAUAUUUCACUUGGUGAGAAUGUGCUGGUAAACAUUUGCAUUCAGAAGAUGAAGAAUAUUUCGUUGCUUGGCCAGGAGUUCUUUAGUGAACAGAAGAAAUGUCGCAGCUCAAUUGUGCGGUUGACGACAUCUCCAAAUUCCCUGGUCAGAUUGAAUACAUAUUUACUUGUCAUCAAGAUUGGUAGAAUCAAAAGUGUCAACGUUUGGUUUUUUAAAAAGAUUUGUGACGCCAUUCUGUCAGAAUUAAGCGUUAUUUGGAUAAGGUCUGAAUUUGUGGUGAAUUCUAUUAUCAACGAAUACUUUUAUCAAAAUAAACUUACAGAGAGCGAUAUUACAAUUUCCAACGAAAAAAAUCGUGGAUAA